UGAACAUUUGAAGCGUUUUUUUUUUCCUUUCCUUUUUGGCGAUUCAGCAUUUGAUUCCUUCAGCUCAGCGUGUGUUUCUCGUGACGGAGAGCGUAUCAUAUAGGCAGCAGCUCGGCGAACCACCAGUGGAACAGAAACGGGAACCGGGCCGAACGCAUCAUCGGCCCUCGACAAUUUGCCGCCAAUUAACGUCCAAGACCGGCCGGCCGACACGACUUCCGUCUUCCCCUCUCCAAAAAAGCCUAAACCCUCGUCCACGUCAGCAGCGUCCGCCCCCUCGGUCCCCCUAAUCUCGCCUCCCCCCUCCGCCCCUCGUCCUCUGCAAUCUCGCCUUCGCGCCGCCAAGCCUCACCGCACCAUGGCGACCUUCACCGCGGCCUCCUCCCUCUCCCUCCUCUUCUCCCACCCCAACUCCCACUCCCGCCAACCAUCCGUGCGCGGGGGGCCCGCCGCCGGCUCCCACCUCCGCCUGCCUCCCCGCGCCAGCCCCAGCCGCGCGCGCUGCGCCUCCUCCGACACGACGGCCACGAAGCACCGCCGCCCAGCGGAGGAGAACAUCCGCGAGGAGGCGGCGCGGCUCCGGGGCCCCGCGCAGGGCUUCUCGGCGUGGUACGAGCCCUUCCCGCCGGCGCCCGGCGGCGACCCCGACGAGCGCUACUCGCUGGACGAGGUCGUCUACCGCUCCAGCUCGGGGGGCCUCCUCGACGUGCGCCACGACAUGGAGGCGCUGGCGCGCUACCCGGGCUCCUACUGGCGCGACCUCUUCGACUCCCGCGUCGGCCGCACCGCCUGGCCCUACGGCUCGGGCGUCUGGUCCAAGAAGGAGUUCGUGCUCCCCGAGAUCGACUCCGACCACAUCGUCUCCCUCUUCGAGGGCAACUCCAACCUCUUCUGGGCGGAGCGCCUCGGCCGCGAGCACCUCGGCGGGAUGAACGACCUCUGGGUCAAGCACUGCGGCAUCUCCCACACGGGCUCCUUCAAGGACCUCGGCAUGACCGUGCUCGUCAGUCAGGUGAACCGCCUCCGCCGCGCGCCGCUCUCGCGCCCCAUCAACGGUGUCGGCUGUGCGUCCACGGGAGACACCUCCGCCGCGCUCUCGGCCUACUGCGCGGCCGCGGGAAUCCCCGCCAUCGUGUUCCUGCCAGCGGACCGCAUCUCGCUGCAGCAGCUCAUCCAGCCAAUCGCCAACGGCGCCACCGUGCUCUCUCUAGACACUGAUUUUGAUGGCUGCAUGCGACUCAUUCGCGAGGUGACUGCAGAGCUGCCAAUCUACCUUGCCAAUUCACUCAACUCGCUUCGCCUCGAGGGGCAGAAGACAGCGGCCAUCGAGAUAUUGCAGCAGUUCAAUUGGCAGGUGCCGGAUUGGGUCAUUGUUCCAGGAGGCAAUCUUGGGAAUAUCUAUGCAUUCUACAAGGGGUUUGAGAUGUGCCGCGUUCUUGGCCUUGUUGAUCGUGUGCCACGGCUUGUCUGUGCACAGGCUGCAAAUGCAAAUCCGUUGUACCGGUACUACAAGUCAGGCUGGACUGAGUUUCAGCCACAAGUUGCUGAAACUACAUAUGCAUCUGCAAUACAGAUUGGUGAUCCUGUAUCUGUUGACCGUGCGGUGGUCGCGCUGAAGGCUACCAAUGGUAUUGUGGAGGAGGCUACAGAGGAGGAGCUAAUGGAUGCGACGGCUCUUGCUGACCGCACUGGGAUGUUUGCUUGCCCACAUACUGGGGUUGCACUUGCUGCUUUGUUUAAGCUCCGGGAUCAGCGUAUAAUUGGGCCUAAUGACCGCACUGUGGUUGUUAGCACAGCUCAUGGGCUGAAGUUCACGCAGUCAAAGAUCGACUACCAUGACAAAAACAUCAAGGACAUGGUUUGCCAGUAUGCUAAUCCACCGAUCAGUGUGAAGGCUGACUUUGGUUCUGUGAUGGAUGUUCUCCAGAAAAAUCUCAAUGGUAAGAUAUAAAGUUAUAUGUUCAGUUAACCCUCCAAACUGCUCUUUUGUUUUUUCGUCCCAGGAAUUCUAUUCCUGAAUCUUUUUCAUCUAUGGUUGCCUGGUUGGUGAACAUGAUAUGGCGCAAAGAUCUAUACCUAAUACCUUGUAGUACUAGGUCUGGAGGCUCUUUUGAAGUGUAGGUUGAAGUGGAUAGAGCUGUUCCUUGUACUUUAUCUGUAUCAUGUAAUAUGAGUAAUAAAUCAUGGUCUAAAUGUUUGAAUAAAAAAUCGUUUCAAAUGACCCACA
This is a messenger RNA of Sorghum bicolor (sorghum), 2227 nucleotides long. RefSeq names its product threonine synthase, chloroplastic. Gene Ontology annotation, cellular component: cytoplasm. The record is from RefSeq and is a predicted model, not a curated record. NCBI's taxonomy places the organism in Eukaryota, Viridiplantae, Streptophyta, Magnoliopsida, Poales, Poaceae. Bases 359 to 1951 code for a protein of 530 amino acids. The transcript has a single exon. Gene Ontology annotation, molecular function: threonine synthase activity; pyridoxal phosphate binding. Gene Ontology annotation, biological process: L-cysteine biosynthetic process.